Molecule: messenger RNA, 4656 nt
Organism: Tribolium castaneum (red flour beetle)
Lineage: Eukaryota; Metazoa; Arthropoda; Insecta; Coleoptera; Tenebrionidae
Exons: 1
Coding region: 130-4503 (1457 amino acids)
Molecular function (GO): protein binding
Source: RefSeq, a predicted model, not a curated record
GGCGUAUAUUAUUUUUUUAAUAAGAACUUAAAUCGUUAAUCGUUUAAAAUUAAGCAACUUUUUCCAAAAUGUGAAAGGAAGAUCCAAUAUGAAUCCAAUCCAUCCAAUCGACGUAAGUAAAAUGCCAAAAUGACAUCAGCAGAUUUCGAAAAAUUUAGAGAAAAAGUUUCAAAAGCCAAGCACGACUAUUGCGGUACGUUCGAUUCAAACGGAUUUCGAACUGGCUCAGGUUGUGAAAAGUGGCUGAAAGAAAAUACUCACCAAAAAUACACCGGUCAGUUUCUGUACAACAACUUACACAACAAAGGAGUGUACCUAAACGAUGAGAAAGGCAAUCAAACUUACAUGGAUGGUUUAUUCUUUUCAAAUAAGCUGGAAGGUUAUGGGCGUGUCAUAUGCGCAGACAACACAGUUUUUGAAGGUUUAUUUAAACAACAUGUUCGUUUUGGUCCUGGUGUUGUCACACACUUGGAUGGAAGUCAAGAUGUGGGAAUCUGGGACGGGUUUUCACUGAUAAAACUAUGUGUUUGUGUCGGAGAUGACUUUGUGCCUCGUUUGGGGAAAAGUUCUUUAGGCAAAGCGAGAUUGUUACACUUUCGGUCAAGUGUGCCGAUUUGUCCCAAGCCACCAGAUCCAGCUAAACAAUUCUUAGAUCUGGAAUCAGAUCAGCUUUACAAUGUACACGUCAAAAACCCUCGCAGUCUCGUUUUUAACAACGUUGAGUACCAAAAGAGUUUUUUCACCGAGCAAGAAUGCACAAUUGAUGAAUUGGUCUCCGAAGAAGAAUUUAAUGAAGACGAAAUGUUUGAAGAAAUAGUAACAAAGCCUGAGUGUGAUUGUUUUCAACCAAAUCUGAACAGGUUUGGCCACAUGUGUGUUCAAUUACAAGAAGUGGAAUCAAAACUGGAAAUAAUUACAAGCAAGAAAACACGUCUUGAGGAAAAACUGAGCCAAUGCAAAUAUUGUUGCGACCACAUUGUUGUCCCCACCAAACCAAAAACGAAACAUCAUCAAAUUGAAGAAGAAACAGAAGUUGUUGAAACAGAAAUUACGAAAACAGCCACACAAAAGAAGGAGUCCCGAAAAGUGUUGUCAUUUUAUUCCUGCUCUUCCACAGCUUCGGAAAAUAGUGAAUAUCACAAUAUCACACGAUCUGAAAUUGAAUUGAAAAAUUACUUGUACUUCACCGAAUCAACAGCUUCUAUUGAAGAACAAGUUGAGCAAACAGCUGGUUGUCCGUUACGCGACAAAUCCUCAGGAUUUACUUUACCUUUCAGUCAUUGGGACAGUGAUUCGAGUGAUUUGCAGUUCAACAAACCGCACUUGAUUAACUUUGAUGUGUAUUCCAAGUACGUGGAAGAAGAGGAAGAAGAGGUUUCUCCUAAACCUUCACCACUUUAUCAUUGUUUUUGCACUGAAAAGUUAAUCGAAAACAUUAACAUUUUAAAGCGCCAGCUCCAAACAAUCGUCCAGGAAGAGACGUUCUAUCACACAGUUCGAAACACUAUUAAGAAUCACUUAGAUAUUGAAUUUAGUAGAUUGAAUCAGAACGAAGAGAGGAGACGAUUCGUUCGUAAGGUAGUGGUAAGGGAUGUGUUGGCUUGGAACAACGAAAAACUAUGGAUUACAAUGCUCCAACAUUGUUUUCGCCACCGAUUUUCGGAACAUAACGUUCGGUUUAACGUUUGUGAUUUAUUAACAGGACAGAGACAGUAUUUCCAAAACGCUGGAGAUUAUGAAGCAGCUUGUAAAAAUUUCCUGGAAGAAUGUAGCCAAGGGAGCGAACAAAACGUUUUCAAUUAUAUCAGAACGAAGAACAUAAAUCCUGAUCUUUGUGAUGCUCGGGGAAACACAGGUCUUAUGUUGGCCACACUGGGGGAGAAAAUGAACUGUGUUUCGAUGUUGGUUGAUUGUGGGGCCAAAGUCGAUGCAAUGAACGACGAGGGAUUGACUCCCUUAACAAUGUCUCUCCUUAAAUACAUUUCGAGCAAAUUCCAAGUGACUGACUGGGAAAAAGCGUUUUUAAAAGUGCAAACUAGUCCAGAAUUGUUUCACACACAACAAUGGCGCGCCACUGAAUCGCUUCUAACACAACUUUGUGAUUCUAAAACAAUGAUAUAUUCAACAGAUUUGAGUGCCAAUGAACAGAAGUACAUUUUCAACACUGAUUUUAUUCGUGUUUUUGCGACACCAAAGAAAAAAUUUGAUAAGAAAAAGGGACGGGAAGAAAAGUGUGACGAAAGACAAUUGAUAACAAUUAAGAAGACUAUUUUAACAUUGUUGCGUUUUGGUGCCGACCCUCGUAUUGGUGAUGUUCCCUUAAAACCAAUCUUUUUGUCGGUGUUUACUGACGAUUCUGAUAUUUUACAAGGUCUCCUCAAAAGUAACGCAGACCCAAACUCGCUUUUUUCCGACGAACAUUUGACUUGUUUGCAUUUGAUCGUUUCGUUGAAGCCUUCUUUAGAGAAAGUAAAAAUGUGUGAAAUACUCCUAAGUCACAGUGCUGAUCCCAAUAUCAAGACACAUCCCAAUCAUUGGUCCCAGUUGAGAAAAGAAUUACUUGGAGAAGGAAACGAUUAUUGUGAUGAAGGCAAAAACGCACUACAUAUGUUGUGUCUACGAGAGGAUUUUUUCAACGAUUCUGAGGAUCUCCUAAUUUGGAUUGCAAGUAUUUUGGUGGCGAAUGGUUGCAGAACCGAUGAUUUGUAUUUAGGACAUACGCCUUUAUCACUAGCUGUGAUUAGAGGCAAUACUAAACUUAUCGAAUCCUUGCUUAAGAGAGUUGAUCCUUACCAAUUGCUGGGAAAUGAAAUGGGGAACGCGUUAACUGUGUUGAUCCUAAAUCGGUUUCCUUCAAUUUUGCCAAAGGAUGUUAAAAAGGAUGUGGCGAAAUGUUUGAUACAUAACGGCUUAAACCCCUUGACCCGAAUCGGUGAAUUUGAAAACGUCAUUGCUUUCAUGGAGAAUGAACAACUUUUAAAUGUGAAGUCGAAAAAGAAAACAACUAAGAAAAAGACGAAGAAGAAAAAUAAAAAACAACUCUCACAUUCAAAAAAAGGAAAGAAGAAAAAGAAAUCUAAAAGCUCGUCACGCGGCCAUCGAAAAACUAAAACAGAAUCAGUGGAGGAUUUCAUAAUUUCGGAAACGAGGCAGACUUUGUAUCGACACUUGCAAGGCAAAGCAAUCAAAUUCUUGUAUACCCUUCUGUGCGAAGCUAUCGUUGCCGAUCCGCUAACAGUUGUUUUGGCAAAAUUUGUCAAACCUCACGAGGUUUUAGGCAUAAUCCAGCUAUUGUUCCAACAUGGUGCAAUUGACUUUAGCCACUUCAGUUAUUCCCUUAUUAGUGAUUUGGUUCAGUUUGUGAGGAUCCAGCACCAUUUCAACGAGAAACAAAGUGAGGAGGAAUUUAACAAAUUGAAAGAAACAAUUAAGAACACACCGUGGAAACCUUUGAAACGCAUCUCUCGCAAUAUCUAUCUCCCACCACCUGAAACUGACGAUCAGGAGGAUAAAUAUAUUGUUUGCUUCCAGUGUUUGAAGAGUGAGGGAAAGCACUUGAUCAGGUGUCCAAGUUGUGAGUUGGUUUACUUCUGUUCGGAACAUUGUAAUCGCUUGAACGACAAAAUUUCGAAAUUUCAUCCUUGCAAAGUUACGUUUUACGACGCAGUUUUGGAAAUUAUCAAAGAUCAAGUGCAACCAAGUCGAAUUAAUGUCCUGUUGAAAAUGGCAGAAAAGAUGAGAAAAGAGCGAAUAGCGAUGAUACAUUUGUUAGAAUUGGAAGAAAAGGUAAAGAAGUUGAAAUUUAUACCAACUAGGACUAGGAUUCGAUUUGAGGAACUUUACAACAAGUUUCAAAUUGCCGAAAAGGAAAGGGAAGAGUUUGCACAUAGAAACAGUUUAUGGGACUAUGCAAGUAUUCUUAUGCAGAAUAAAUCGCAAAGUGCUGUAAGGGACGUAUACUUUGAGAAAAUACCAGAUGUGGCAGCGAAUCGAAUUUACAAAAGUUACUCAAAUGUUUUCACCAAAGUCGCUUCAGAACUUAGUAACGCGUCCUCGAAUGUUGAUAGUAAAUUUGUUGAUACGUUUCGCUCUUACCAGAAUAUUCUGUACAAUAGUCCUCAAGGUAUAUCACCAACUUCUACUGCAGUAAUGUUUACACCAAAACCUCGUCGUUUCUCGCAGUUUAUGCUUAGCAAAAACUCAUCAUCGACUUUAAGAAUUGCCGAACUUCAGAGAAAACCUGAAGAGAAAAGGAAGUCCACGCUUGUGAAUGGAGCAGUGAAGGAUGAUCUAGUUUCACAAGGUAGCAAAAAAGAGAAACAUGAAGAAAGGAAAGAUAAAAAUUACUAUAUGGACUUGCUGUCUAAAAUUUUUGCCGAUUUUAAUCUUCCCCUGCUGCUGUUACCCUACGCUUGCUAUAAAGAUGGUCAAGUCUAUUAUAGUAUGACGGGCAACAUGUCUUACUUGGGGUCCAGUUUCCAUAAACUACCAAUUCCUGACUAAUAAAUAAAUACCAUCUUUUAAAUUUUAAAAUUAUUACUACAAAUCACGAAAUAAUAGAAAUGUCUGGCUCUAUAUGUUUAUGAAUCAUACUGUCCGCACUUUCUCACUUUUUUUCUGUUAUUAAAAAAAAUUGAAAUAAAAACGUGAUCAAGA